GCCGGCGGCCGUGCAGAAGCCGAGACGCCCGGCUGAGGGAGCGCGGCCAGGGCCGGGAUGCACGCCCCGCGCGGCGCUCCACGGCCCCCGCUCCGGGCUCCGGGCGCGACGAGGCUUCAUGGGACGUAGCGGCGGCGGCGGCGGGGAAGGCAGCGGCGCGGGGGGCCCGGGGCCGGGGCUCCGGGCGCACCUCGGGGCGCUGCUCCGCGCGCCGCCCCGCGCGCCGCUGCUGCUCUCUGUGCUUCUGCUCGGCACCUACUUUUUCUAUUGCCUGUCCGGCCCCUGCGCCGCUGCCCGCCCCCCGUCGCAGCCUGCCGCUCCCCCAGCCACCCGCACCCCGCAGUCGCCGUCCCGGGCGCCGCGGCCCGGACGCCUCCUCUCAGCAGAGGCAGCUGAGUCUGAGGAACCCCCAGAGCCCGAGACGGAGCGCGGCGGGGCUGGGGCUCCCCGAAGCCCGGGGACACCCGGCGGGGGCGGGCUGCCCCUGGCCAGCAGUUUCGGCAGCCGGCGCUUUCCGCAGGCGCUCAUCGUGGGCGUGAAGAAGGGUGGCACGCGAGCCUUGCUCGAGUUUCUGAGGGUACACCCCGACGUCCGAGCUCUCGGCGCAGAGCCCCACUUCUUCGACAGGUGCUACAACAAGGGGCUCGCCUGGUACAGAAGCCUGAUGCCACGGACACUGGAUGGCCAAAUCACCAUGGAGAAGACCCCCAGCUACUUUGUGACAAAGGAGGCCCCUCGGCGCAUACAUAACAUGUCCCAGGACACCAAACUGAUCGUAGUCGUACGAAACCCUGUUACCCGGGCCAUUUCGGAUUACACUCAGACGCUGUCCAAGAACCCAUCCAUUCCGAGCUUCCAGGCACUGGCCUUCCGAAAUGGCAGUUCUGGGCUGGUCGAUACUGCAUGGAGUGCUGUGCGCAUUGGCAUUUACGCUAAGCACCUGGACAACUGGCUGCAGUACUUCCCUCUGUCCCACUUCCUGUUCGUGAGCGGUGAGAGGCUGGUGAGCGACCCAGCUGGGGAGAUGGGCCGAGUGCAAGAUUUCCUGGGCCUCAAGAGGGUUGUGACAGACAAGCACUUCUAUUUCAAUGAGACCAAAGGCUUCCCUUGCUUGAAGAAGCCAGAAGGCAGCAGCCGCCCUCGAUGCCUCGGCAAGUCCAAGGGCCGACCCCACCCCCACAUCGAGGAGCAUGUGGUCCAGCGCCUGCGAGAGUUUUAUCGACCCUUCAACCUCAAGUUCUACCAGAUGACUGGGCAGGACUUUGGGUGGGACUGACCCAGACUACGGGUACCCUGAUGGUAGUGGGGUGGGGUGGGGUGUGGAGCCCCCGAGCCAGGGCAGGGGCUGCCAAGAGCAAUGAGGGUCACAGCCAAGACAAGGGAAAGAUCUCAGAAGACACCCAUCUGGGCCUUGGACUUGAGGCUAGUACCAGGCUUUGGAAAAUUUGACAAUGGUUCUAAUUUAUAUCUGCUCUCCUAGUAGAGAGCAAGCAAUUGUACACUUACUGAGUAGAGAGAGAUAUUUAAGAAAUAAAACAGUCAGAUAAAUAUUCUUCCACAUAAA
This is a messenger RNA of Trichosurus vulpecula (common brushtail), 1564 nucleotides long. RefSeq names its product heparan sulfate-glucosamine 3-sulfotransferase 6 (gene HS3ST6). The coding region runs from base 119 to 1276 and encodes 385 amino acids. Gene Ontology annotation, molecular function: [heparan sulfate]-glucosamine 3-sulfotransferase activity. The record is from RefSeq and is a predicted model, not a curated record. NCBI's taxonomy places the organism in Eukaryota, Metazoa, Chordata, Mammalia, Diprotodontia, Phalangeridae. The transcript has 2 exons.